CCGCCAUCGCCUCAGUGAAGCGGCGGCGGCCGGAGGAGGCGGAGGGGGGCGGUCGGCGGCGGCGGUCGGCGGGAUGGGGAAGGACUAUUACCGCACGUUGGGGCUAUCGCGGGGCGCCUCGGGGGAGGACGUGCGGAAGGCUUACCGCCGGCAGGCCCUGCGCUUCCACCCUGACAAGAACAAGGAGCCGGGGGCCGAGGAGCGCUUCAAGGAGGUGGCCGAGGCCUACGACGUCCUCAGCGACCCCAAGAAGCGGGAGAUCUUCGACAAGUACGGGGAGGAGGGGCUGAAAGGGGGAGCCCCGACCUCCGGCCCAGGAGGGUCCAAUGGCCCCACCUUCACCUACACCUUCCGGGGCGACCCCCACGCCAUGUUCGCCGAAUUCUUCGAUGGUCGCAACCCCUUCGACACCUUCUUCGUCCAACGCAACGGGGAUGACGAGGACGGUGAAGACACCUUCACCACCUUCCACGUAGGAGGUUUUGGUAGCGUCGGCUUCCCCCGGGGUCGGGGAGGGGCGGAAGGUGGCUGUCGUAAGCAAGACCCCCCGGUCCUCUACGAUCUGAAGGUCUCCCUGGAGGAGAUCUACAGUGGUUGCACCAAGAAGAUGAAGAUCUCCCACAAGCGCCUCAACCCUGACGGGAAGACGGUGCGUAACGAGGACAAGAUCCUUACCAUCGAGGUGAAGCGGGGUUGGAAGGAGGGCACCAAGAUCACCUUCCCCAAGGAGGGUGACCAGACCCCUAACAACAUCCCCGCCGACGUCGUCUUUGUCCUCAAAGACAAACCUCACGGUGUCUUCCGCCGGGAGGGCUCGGACAUUGUCUACCCAGCAAAGAUCAGCCUCCGUGAGGCCCUCUGCGGCUGCACGGUCAACACCCCCACGCUGGAUGGCCGCACCAUCCCCAUGGUCUUCAAGGACGUCCUCAAACCGGGGGUGAAACGUCGCAUCCCGGGGGAGGGGCUGCCCUACCCCCGCACCCCCGACCAACGCGGGGACCUCAUCAUUGAAUUCGAGGUCAAGUUCCCCGACAGGAUCCCCCCCUCCUCCAAGACCCUCCUGGAGCAGAUCCUGCCUGUCUAG
Molecule: messenger RNA, 1084 nt
Organism: Haliaeetus leucocephalus (bald eagle)
Lineage: Eukaryota; Metazoa; Chordata; Aves; Accipitriformes; Accipitridae
Gene: DNAJB1
Product: DnaJ (Hsp40) homolog, subfamily B, member 1
Exons: 3
Coding region: 74-1084 (336 amino acids)
Cellular component (GO): cytosol
Molecular function (GO): transcription corepressor activity; Hsp70 protein binding
Source: RefSeq, a predicted model, not a curated record